AUGCAACAACAUAAAAAAAACAUUUACUUGACAGGUGAAGGUAGAUUUCCUUGGUACAGACCUGAUGGAAAGUCUUUUGAACCUUAUUUAAUCGGUGUAGCAGGUGGAAGUGCUAGUGGAAAAACCGCUGUCUCGGAACGAAUAAUAAAGAACCUCAAUGCACCGUGGGUAGUUCUUUUAAGCAUGGAUUCAUUUUAUAAACCGUUGACCCCAGAGCAAAAAAUUGCUGCAUAUAAAAAUGACCAUAAUUUCGAUCAUCCAAACUCAUUUGAUUAUGAUCUGUUAUUGGAAACACUACAGAAUUUAAAAGAAGGGAGGCGAGUUGAAAUACCAAUGUAUGAUUUCGUAACACAUUCUCGCUUUUUGUCGACACAGAUGCAGAUAUUAGACUCGCUCGUAGAUCGGGAUAUCAAUGAACGAGGUCGUGAUUUACAUGGUGUUUUGCAGCAAUAUACCCGAUUCGUGAAACCAUCUUAUGAUGAUUUUAUUCAUCCUACUGUGAAAAAUGCACAUGUGCGACAACUACAUGAACGGAAACUUAGUUUUCGAUGGGAACUAGCGAAAAUCGAAUGCAGUGCCGAGGUACCUGCAAAUGUUAUUUUACUUAAAGAGACUCCGCAGUUGAAGGGCAUUCAUACGAUAAUUCGUGAUCACACAACACAACGAGAUGAUUUUAUAUUUUAUGCUGAGAGAUUGGCUACUUUGGUGGUUGAACGUGGAUUAGAAGAAUUACCUUUUAAAAACGUAGAAGCCACGACUCCAUUAAAUAUAAAUUAUUUGGGGAAACAACUUGAUGCGCAGCUUUGUGGUGUUUCCAUUUUACGUGCUGGCGCAACGAUGGAAAAUGGUCUUCGGCGCGUUCAUAAAGAUGCAUUAAUCGGGAAAAUUCUUAUUCAGUCUAAUCCGUCUACUGGAGAACCACAGCUUCAUUUUCUGAAGCUACCAAAUAAUAUAAGCCGAUGUUAUGUUCUUUUAAUGGAUGCACAGAUAGCUACCGGAGCUGCCGGUUUAAUGGCCAUUCGCGUCCUCUUGGAUCAUGACGUACCAGAGGAACGAAUCAUUUUUCUGACAUUCCUUGCAUCACCUCAAGGACUCCACGCAAUUGCUAACGCUUUUCCAAAAGUAAAAGUGUGUACCUCAAUGGUCGACCCAAAGAUCAAUGAAAAUACUUUGUAUAUAGAGCCAGGAAUGGGAAACUUUGGAG
Ambispora leptoticha is the source of this 1204-nucleotide messenger RNA. Lineage: Eukaryota; Fungi; Glomeromycota; Glomeromycetes; Archaeosporales; Ambisporaceae. The record is from the annotation of a GenBank genome assembly.